Messenger RNA from Lolium perenne, 1068 nucleotides. Lineage: Eukaryota; Viridiplantae; Streptophyta; Magnoliopsida; Poales; Poaceae. The record is from RefSeq and is a predicted model, not a curated record.
GUCAUAACGCGUGUCCUGCCUACGUGUCUGGCAUGUACGCGCUCUCCGGCUUGCGACGGCCGACGUGUCCUCGGGACUGUGCUGUAGCCGCAGCCUAUAUAAAUCCCGCCUGCUCUAUGCCAUGCCAGAUCAAACGAAGCCAAGUCGAGCAAUAGACAAACUCAUCUUGUUUUCAGAUUCAAAUCCACUAUUCUCAAUUCUUGUUCGCGAGUGAUUUUUGCGUCUUCGAGCUAAGCAGUUUGUUUGAGCAACCCCAGUACGCAAGAUGGCAUCCAACCAGGAGCAGGCGAGCUACCGCGUCGGCGAGGCCAAGGGCCACACCCAGGAGAAAACGGGGCAGGUGAUGGGUGCGGCAAAGGACAAGGCGUGCGAGGCCAAGGACCGGGCGGCGGGCCUGACGGGGAACGGGUCCGGCCAGGGGCAGGGCGCCACGGACGCCGCCAGGCAGAAGGCCGGCGAGGCCAGGGACAAGACGUCUGAGACGGCGCAGGCUGCGAAGGACAAGGCGGCUGGGACGGCGCAGGCCGCCAAGGACAAGACCGUCGAAAGCAAGGACAACACCGGCAGCUUCCUCGGCGAGAAGACGGAGGCGGCCAAGCAGAAGGCGUCCGAAACGGCGCAGUACGCGCAGGAGAGGUCCUCCGACGCGGCACAGUACGCCAAGGAGUCAGCCGUCGCCGGCAAGGAUAAGACCGGCGGCAUGCUCCAGCAGGCCACGGAGACGGUGAAGGGCGCGGUGGUCGGCGCCAAGGACGCGGUGGUGAACACGCUGGGCAUGGGCGGCAACAACACCACCAACACCGGCAAGGACAACAGCACCGUCACUGAGAAGAUCACGGGCAGGGAUCACUAGAUGUGAUCGUUCGCGCAUACUACUUUGCUUUCCUUUUCAUGGGGUUUUUACCUGUGUUUUAUCUUUCCACUUUGAUGAUUUCUGAACACCACACUCAUUUAGUUUGUAAGUUAUGCUUUUGAUGUGCCCGUUUCGAGGUCUGUAAUGAGUACUGUGAAUGGGCAGCGAGGACACUCAAAAGGUGGAAAUAAAAGUUGAUUGUGUUUAACCUCUUA